This is a messenger RNA of Didymodactylos carnosus, 939 nucleotides long. The record is from the annotation of a GenBank genome assembly. Lineage: Eukaryota; Metazoa; Rotifera; Eurotatoria; Philodinida; Philodinidae.
AUGAUUGAGAAGUACAGCAGCUGUGUCGAUUUACUUCGUGAACCAAGUUACGUUGUUUAUGACAUUCGGUUAGUCAAUGAACAAAAUGGUCAACGUAAACAAAUACAAAACUAUUUUAGAUAUCGAAAUGCUAAUUAUCAGAAGAACGAACGAUAUCCUGUGACGGACGACAAAGUUGCCUGGAAUGUUCGGUGGCCUGAAUAUUUUCCAACUGAAUAUACUACCGAAAAGAUAUUGAAAAAUAAAAAAGCAGAUCCAGCAGAUGUGACCAAAAUCAAAAACUUUAACUGUUUGGAAGGAAAGGUAGAUCGAACAAGUUUCACUGGAAUUUAUCAACUUGAUGAGAAACAACGUCCAAAAAAUCCAAUGGGUCGAACAGGUUUGACUGGGAGAGGCCGACUCUAUUACUGGGGCCCAAAUCAUGCGGGGGAUCCGGUGGUGACAAGAUGGCUUCGAGAUUCAAAUGGUGAAAGUAUAUGGAGAAAAGAUGAAAAUGGAGGGUUGAAAAAAGUAUUAGAAAUAGUCGCUAUUCAAAGAAAGGAUAACAAAGAGUUCGCUUUGCCUGGUGGAAUGGUUGAUCCAGGCGAAAAGGCAUUUAGUACUCUAAUUAGAGAAUUUAAAGAAGAAGCAAUGAAUUCAUUAGGGACAAGUAAUUCUUUAAAAACGUCUUGCGAUAGUAUUGAAAAGUUAUUUGAGAACGGAGAAGAGAUUUCAAAAGGUUAUGUGGAUGAUCCGAGAAAUACUGAUAACGCAUGGAUGGAAUCAACUGCUUGGCACUUUCAUGAUGAAACAGGAAAACUAACCAAAAAUUUAACGUUAACAGCAGGAGACGAUGCAACAAAAGUUGCUUGGACUCCUGUUGAUCGUCAUGUGAAACUUUACGCUUCUCACACAAAUUUUGUCAAACUUGCUGUUGAUCGACUGAAUGCUUACUGGUGA